AUGGUGCUUGCGGUAACUUCGUUGGUACCCGCGAAACCCUUUCCACCUCGCGCGUUUCGCGUAUACAGGCGAAGAAGGCUCAAAAUCAAUUCCUCGCUUCCGCCUUCACCCGCUCCUUUUGAGAAUCUCUUCCGCAGCUUAAUCUCGAACUAUCCCUCCGUCAAUUCGCUCGAUUUGAUAACUCCCGCUCUCGGUUUCGCUUCCGGCGCCGCGCUCUUCCUCUCCUCGCGCUCCAAACACCACUCUUCCCUCUCCGACCUCGGCGAGUGGAUCCUCUUCGCGACUCCGACGCCGUUCAACCGCUUCGUGCUGCUGCGGUGCCCAUCGUUGGUGUUCGAGUGGAGUGACGCGAGUGAGAGGCUGCUGAGGGAGGAGAGGCACUACGUGAGCGGGAGGAUCGAGGUGCGGAGGGGGCCGGAGAGGGAGGAUUUGGAGGAGGAGCUGAGGUAUCAGAGGGUAUGUGUGAGUGGUGCUGAUGGAGGUGUGGUCUCGUUGGAUUGGCCUGAUCACUUGGACUUGGAAGAGGAGCGUGGAUUGGACACUACUCUCUUGCUUGUUCCCGGUACGCCUCAAGGGAGCAUGGACGCCGACGUUAGUUUUUUUGUGGUGGAAGCUCUGAAGAGGGGCUUCUUCCCUGUUGUCAUGAACCCCAGAGGAUGCGCUGCUUCACCUCUCACCACUCCCCGGUUAUUUACGGCAGCUGACAGUGAUGAUAUCUGCACAGCUAUAACAUAUAUUAACAAUGCAAGACCGUGGUCAACCUUGAUGGGUGUUGGCUGGGGAUACGGUGCAAACAUGCUGACAAAAUACCUUGCAGAGGUUGGAGAAAGCACUCCAUUGACAGCUGCCACAUGUAUAGACAAUCCUUUUGAUUUAGAUGAAGCUACAAGGUCAUCUCCUUAUCGUAUUGUUAAUGAUCAGAAACUCACUAAUGGACUGAUAGAUAUUCUACAAACCAAUAAGGCACUAUUCCAAGGCAAAGCCAAAGGUUUUGAUGUGAAAAAAGCUCUUUUGGCAAAGUCUGUACGUGAUUUUGAAGAAGCAAUAUCUAUGGUAUCGUAUGGAUUUGAGGCUAUAGAAGAUUUUUAUUCAAAAUCCAGCACAAGAAAUAUGAUUAGAGAUGUUAAAAUUCCUGUUCUCUUUAUACAGAGUCCAAAGGAUUUUUCAGAUCAGAUAACACGCAAAAAACAGAUAGAAACUAGGCCAAACCUAGACAAGGGAAAAAGAACAGCAAGUGAUAAUGGGAUGGUUCCCGUAUUCUCAGUUCCGCGUGACCUGAUUGCAGAAAAUCCAUUCACAAGUCUGCUCCUAUGUUCUUGUUCGCCACCUAGUGUUACUGAUACUGACAUGUCAGCUUUAUCAUGGUGUCAGCUUCUAACAAUUGAGCGAGUUGAAGAGUGCAAUUCCUACUUCAACCUGCGAGAAGGUACAGGAGACUUUAGCUGCAACCAGGUAGGAGGCUUGGAGGUUUUGUGGCUAACAGCAGUAGAGCUGGGACUCCUGAAGGGCCGUCAUCCUCUUUUGACAGAUAUAGAUGUUACCAUAAAUCCUUCUAAAGGAUUAGUUGUUGUAGAGGAAGUAAGGUCAAAUAAGGAUGCUGAAGUUGCCAAACUGUUGAAUCUUACUCGGUCAGAUGCAUUUAAUGGAUACUCUAUUGAUCCCAAUAAUGAUUUGCUUGAAGAAAAUAAAAAGAACACUGGCCUCCAAUUUAGGUCUCGACAAGGUCUACAACAGAACUUUAAGCAGCAGGAUUUUAGGUUACAGGUAAAAGAUGGUCCAUUACAGCAGACUAGCUCCAGUGAUAGAGAUUUGAUUGAAGAGGAGAAUGUUGUCUCAGUAGAUAGUGAACAUGGUCAAGUUCUACAGACAACUCAAGUGGUAAUAAAUAUGCUAGAUAUUACCAUGCCCGGUACUCUUACAGAAGAGCGGAAGAAAAAGAGGGACAACUUGCAGGUUUGCCCUCAACAACAUGUGAGGCACAGGACUGGGGGUGGGGUUGAGGACUACAGGACUAGCUUAUUUUGCGUAUUAACUGCUGUGGGUCAGGGACAGACACUCAUGAAAGCUUUACAGGAUGCUGUUCCGGAAGAUGUCCGCGGUAAGUUGACAGAUGCAGUGACUGGAAUUUUGCAUGCGAAGGGCUCUUACUUGAAGGCAGAUAGAAUUCUUAAUGUUUCUCAGUCUCCUGAAUCAUUAUCUGGGCAAAAGAACCAAGAAAAUUCCAGAGUAUUAGAUGCAGAAGUGAUGGUUGAAGACCAACCUUCUGUAAAUCAGAUGAAAAAGACUAAUCCCAUAGAUGGCCCUGAUAAUGCUCCAGGUAGCAUUGGCGAGCUUGUUGAAGGAACAAAAACAAAAGUUAUUCCCAUAGAUUCUCAAGAAUCAAAUAAGGUUGAUUCUUUGAGUUCUAUAAGGAAGGAAAAUGAGGAGUCUAAUGACAAUAAUGACACAAAUGAGGAACCCAAUGGAAUAGCUAUUCCUCCUGAUGUUGAUCAUAGCAAGAACGGAUUCGAAACAGGUUCUAAACGAUACAAUCCUAGCCUUCUUGAUGGAGAAGGCGGCUUUGAAUCAGCAUCUGUGGGUGAGCAGAAAAGCCAAAACAGUGGAAUAGCUCAAAUUGAUCCAAAGGAGGGAAAUAAUAACCUGAAGGAAGAUCAGAAAAAUCAGGAUUUUGCUAUCAAUCAUAGUAAAAACACUUCAACUGAUACAAAAGCAGAACCCUCUUCACCUAAUGUGUCAUCUGAGAACCCAACAAUGGAAAGAGAAGGUAAUGAUGACGAGAAAAAAGAUACACAAAAUGUACGCCAGACCAACUCGAAUAAUUUAGAUUCAAGUGCUCCUGCCUUCAGUGUUUCUCAAGCACUAGAUGCCUUGGCAGGGAUGGAUGAUUCAACCCAAGUCGCUGUUAAUAGUGUUUUUGGUGUGAUAGAAAAUAUGAUUUCUCACCUUGAGCAGAGUUCAGAGAAUGAAGAAAUCAAGGGUGAAAAAGAUGUUGAACACAACAUAGAAGAAAAAAAAAAGACUAAUAGCCAAAGAAAGGAUUCCAACACAUCUGCUGAUCCUUCAGUAGAUGCUCAACAUAAUGACACGUACUUGAAUAACAGUUCUUGUCUUACAGAGGAGCAACCACCUCAAAGUCUCAGUGAAAUUAAUGGGAAUAGUGUAUUUGAUUCUAACAGUUCUAACUCUAAUGAUCACCUAGUUCAGAAGGAAAGUAAUACAAAUACUCAAUUGAUUGACAAAAGAUUUCUUAUCGAUAAAUGGGAUGGACACAGACAUGUGGAUAGGAUGCCAGAGUUCAUAGCUGCAAGUUCAUGCGGGGGCUCUACUUACAAUGAAAACCUCCGUAAAUAUCUUGUUUCAAAGAUUCCUAUCAACCCACUUGAUUUAGACACAACAACUUCAUUAUUGCUUGACUAUUUCCCAGAAGAAGGUCAAUGGAAACUCUUUGAACAGCCACAACAAAGAAUUGUUUCUUGUAGUACUGAAACCAGUGAGGAGGCUGGGCCCAAGAUGAAGACUCCCUCAUCUACAAAAUAUUCUAAUGAAGAGCAUUAUAUUGAACCACUAUAUGUAAUAUUAGACACUGAAAAGCAACAAGAACCUGUCAAAGAGUUCGAUACAACAGAUACUGAGAACAGAAUGACAGAUACCAGGGCUGAUAGGUCAGAUAAAUUGAUCCAAUUUGUGAAAAAGAUAGUGUUAGAGUCUUUGAAGAUGGAAAUUGGUCGCAAGCUGAAUGCUGCAGAAAUGAUACAAAUGAAGUCAAAUUUUGCUGAAGAACUGGAACAUGUGGCAAAUGCAAUUUCACAGGCUGUUAUACAUAGCAAGGUGCAACAAUUAGAUACUAAAAGUCAUGGUCAAAAUGUUGAGGGUGCUAUAGAAAAGGUCGGUACUCUUGAAGGGGACCAUAUUGUUAGUGUAAUUUCAUCCUCUGUUCAACAAACAAACUGCCUGAGAAAAGUGGUGCCUGUUGGAGUUAUUGUUGGGUCCAUCUUAGCUUCCUUGAGGGAAUAUUUUGAUGUAACUACUCUCCAUGAUGAUCAGAGUAGAUCUCUGAUCCAUGAUGAUGAUGAAAAAACUAGCAAAACGAAUUAUGGCAUUGGAGGUUUAACAGAGAUAGAUCAAAUACCUGAAGUGAGAGCUAGUUUGGACCAUCCUAUUCAGACAGAGACAGUUGAAAGUGCAUCAAAAGAUACGAGCAAAAGUAGUGUCGUGGUUGGUGCUGUUACAGCUGCUCUUGGGGCUUCUGCUGUAUUCAUGCAACAGAAGAGUUGUUUGAGUUUCACACUUAAAAUUGCUCUAUUCCAGGAUUCCCAACAAGAAAAUGUAACUGCUGAAAGCCCAUCCCCAUAUUUGACAAUGAAAAAUCUCCACGAGAAAGAGUCAGAAAGGCAUCAGAAGGAAGUCUCUGAGAAGAACCAGAAUAACAUAGUCACAAGCCUUGCUGAGAAAGCCAUGUCAGUUGCUGGUCCAGUUGUACCUACUAAAGAAGAUGGUGAAGUGGAUCAAGAAAGACUGGUUGCGAUGCUAGCUGAUUUAGGACAGAGAGGUGGCUUGUUGAGGCUUGUUGGAAAGAUUGCUUUGCUGUGGGGUGGUAUACGUGGUGCAAUGAGUUUGACGGACAGGCUUAUCUCAUUCUUACGUAUUGCUGAACGCCCUUUGUUUCAGAGGUAA
Sphenostylis stenocarpa is the source of this 4674-nucleotide messenger RNA. Lineage: Eukaryota; Viridiplantae; Streptophyta; Magnoliopsida; Fabales; Fabaceae. The record is from the annotation of a GenBank genome assembly.